Molecule: messenger RNA, 6372 nt
Organism: Colletotrichum higginsianum IMI 349063
Lineage: Eukaryota; Fungi; Ascomycota; Sordariomycetes; Glomerellales; Glomerellaceae
Product: Beta-ketoacyl synthase
Exons: 5
Coding region: 1-6372 (2123 amino acids)
Biological process (GO): fatty acid biosynthetic process; secondary metabolite biosynthetic process
Molecular function (GO): fatty acid synthase activity; 3-oxoacyl-[acyl-carrier-protein] synthase activity
Source: RefSeq, a predicted model, not a curated record
AUGUCUAGUCAAGAUCAAGUGUUCGCCUACGUCUUUGGCGACCAAACACAUGACAUCGCAGACACACUGAGCGGCUUGGCACAAUCCCACCAUGAUCCGCUGGUCAUCAACUUCCUUGAGCGGAGCUGCGGGGUGCUGAAGCACGAAGUUGCCCGCUUGUCUCCCGAGCAGCAGGAAAGGUGCCCACGCUUCGUCACGUUGGCAGAUCUCCUGUCACCGUACCGCUCCGAGACCCUCAAUCCUUGUUUCGUCCAGGGUUUGACUUGCAUCACACAACUUGGCCUCUUCAUCCGCCAGCACAGCAGCGGAUGCCAAGUUUAUCCCACACCUGAGAACAGCCUCUUGGCGGGAGCUUGCACAGGCGCGCUCGCUGCGGCGGCUGUGAGCUGUGCCCAUAGUGCACCCGGUCUUCUUCAACCUGCUCUUCACGCUGUUGCUGUCGCUAUUCGUCUGGGCGCCCUUGCCUGGGAUGUGGCCGACAGAGUCGCCAUCAAGCAUGAGGGACCAGGGUCCUCGAAUUCCUUCGAUUCAUGGUCUCGUGUCGCAACAGGAUCCAGCCGAAAGAUACUGGCCGAUGCCUUGCUGCAGUACGCAGCUGACACGGGGCUGCCAGUCAUCACCACUCCUUACAUCUCGGCCAUCAUCGGAACUACUCAGGCAACAAUCUCUGGCCCUCCGAUGGUCCUUUCAGACUUCUUCGCUUCGACCAUUGGAAAGUCCGUCGCUCCUGUGUCGGCAUCGCUGCGCAUCACGGCCCCCUACCACUCUGCCCAUUUCUAUAACGAGCUAGACAUUGAAAAAGUUCUAGCCGGCAUCAACCAGAAUGAUCUGUUCAAAGCCCGCAUUCCGGUCAUCUCGGCUAGCAUCAAGGGCCAGUUGCUAUCCACCAACGCGACCCUUCGCGAUGCACUAGAGCAGGCUGCCCGCGACUGUCUGGAGAGAGAGAUGGCAUUGGAGCAGCUACCCAUCCGCAUCGCCGAGCACAUCAAGCGCUCUGUCAAGUCAGUCGCCGGCAAUGUCACAGACGUAAUCAUUCAGCCUUUUGCUUUCCACAGCACAGAUCGCCUCGUCUCUCCUGUCCGCCGUCUGCUGCCGUCAGAAUCUUACUGGGUGCAAGAGAGAUCUCCUCUUGUUCCGGAGGAGCUCGCAUCGCGCGCCGCCAACGACGCUCUGGGUGCCAACGGAGGCGCCUCCAAGUCUCCCAUCGCUAUUCUUGCUGUGUCUGGCAGAUUCCCUGGCAACGCUGACACCAUGGACGCCUUCUGGGACAUCCUCCACAACGGAGUUGAUACUCAUGAAAUGGUUCCUGCUUCGCGAUGGAACGCCUCGGCCCACGUGGGCGAUCCCUCCGUGAAGAAUGUCUCAGGGACCGGCUUUGGAUGCUGGCUGCACCAGGCGCCCCUAUUCGAUGCCGCCUUCUUCAACAUGUCCCCUCGUGAGGCUGCCCAAGUUGAUCCCGCUCAACGCUUGGCUCUCUUGACUGCCGCCGAGGCGCUUGAGAAGGCAGGUAUUGUUCCCAAUCGCACAGCAUCCACCCAGAAACACCGUGUGGGUGUGUGGUUUGGUGCCACGAGCAACGAUUGGAUGGAAACCAACAGCGCGCAAGAUAUUGACACCUAUUUCAUCCCUGGCGGUAACCGUGCCUUCAUUCCCGGCCGCAUCAAUUAUCAUUUCAAGUUCAGUGGUCCCAGCUACACCAUUGAUACUGCCUGCAGUUCCAGCUUGGCUGCAUUACACCUGGCAUGCAGUGCUUUGUGGCGUGGCGAGGUGGACACUGCCAUUGUAGGAGGCACAAACGUCCUCACGAACCCAGAUAUGACUGCUGGUUUGGAUAGAGGUCACUUUCUAUCCCGCACUGGCAACUGUAAGACCUUUGACGAUGAGGCUGAUGGGUAUUGCCGUGGAGAAGCGGUGGUCACCAUCAUACUGAAGCGCCUGGAAGACGCGCAGAUGGACAAAGACCCUGUUGAAGCGUGUAUCUUGGGCGUCGCUACAAACCACAACGCCGAAGCCGAGUCAAUCACGCGGCCCCAUGCUGCCGCCCAGAAGGACCUUUUCGAGUAUAUUCUGACCGAGGCCAAUGUCAGCUCCAACGACAUCAGCUAUGUCGAGAUGCACGGCACCGGCACCCAGGCUGGCGAUGCAGGAGAAACCACUUCGGUUGUCACCACGCUUUCUCCGUUGACGGCGCGAGGUACAUCAGUCCGCCCGGCCACAAGCCCUCUUCACAUCGGCGCCGUGAAGUCCAACGUAGGACAUGGCGAAGCUGCUGCGGGUGUUACGAGUCUCGCCAAGGUCCUCAUGAUGAUGAAGCACUCGACCAUUCCGCCUCACAUUGGCAUCAAGACCAAGAUCAACCACAGACUGCCAGACCUGCAGGCCCGCAACACUCACAUUGCUACAGUGCCCACACCAUGGGUCAGACCGCAGAACGACAGUCGCCGGGUUCUCCUGAACAACUUUUCUGCCGCCGGCGGCAACACAGCCAUUGUCCUAGAAGACGCUCCCCCCGUCCUUGACAACCAUACUGACCCGGACCCGCGACGUCACCAUAUCGUGACUCUCUCAGCCAAGACAGGUGAAUCCUUGGUGUCUAAUCUGCGAAUCCUGAUUCAGUGGCUUGAUGAAGCGGCGUCGUGGAAAGACCCCAACCUCCUCGCAAAGCUGUCCUAUACGACAACCGCUCGGCGCAUGCACCACCGGUACAGGGUCGCGGUGACGGCUACCAGUAUUCCUCAGCUCAAGUCAUCGCUUCAGCAGGAACUCGACACGUGCAGUGGAGGCGGAAAGAUCCUACCUGCUCCGGCCAAGGCGCCAUGCUUCGUCUUCACCUUUACUGGGCAGGGCUCGCCGCAUGCUGGAAUGGGGGCGGACUUGUACUCACGGUUUGCGUCUUUCAGAAGCAGCUUACAGCGCUGUGAUCACUUGUGUGUUCAGAUGGGCUUGCCCUCGAUUCUUCUUCUCUUUGAGGAGCGGGAUUACUUCAGCCGGGCAUCACUCACUGCCCUUCAGUUGUCUCACGCCGCCUUCCAGAUGGCUCUUUGCAAGCUCUGGGAGUCGUUUGGCACCGUGCCCAAGGCUGUCGUCGGCCACAGCCUUGGAGAAUAUGCCGCCCUUUACGCAGCUGGAGCUCUGUCCCAGGCUGAUGUCCUCUACCUCGUUGGAAAACGAUCUCAGUUGAUGGAGGAGCACCUCGUCCAGGGCACCCACGCCAUGCUUGUUGUCAUGGCCGAGGCAGCGGCUGUUCUUGCCGCCAUUCCAGGUGUUGUUGGACGCGAUCUUGAGGUUUCUUGCCUCAACAGGAAGCAGAGCAUCGUUCUUGGUGGUACCGUUGCACAUGUAAAGGAAGCACAAAAGAUCCUGGAAGCAAAGGGUAUGCGCUGCGACGUCCUCGAUACCGCCCACGCCUUCCAUACCUCCCAGGUCGACCCCAUCCUUGCUCAGUUUCGCAAGGUUGCAAAGAGCAUUCAUAUCCGUCAACCCGCGAUUCCCGUCAUCUCGCCGACUCACGGCAGGGUUCUUCGGGAAGCCAAAGACUUCGGUGAGGGUUACCUGGCCGAGCACUGCAGAAACCCCGUCAACAUCAUGCACGCCGUGUCCGUCGCCAAGGCAGAGGGUGUCCUGGACGAGCGCACUAUUGCAAUCGAGAUCGGCCCCGCGCCUGUUGUUGCCCCCAUGGUGAAGGAAGUGGUGGGGUCACGAAUGCAGACGUUCGCAUCUGCUCACAAGACUAUCGACACCUGGCAGUUGAUAACUGAGGCCUUCUCGGGGAUGUACACCGCUGGUGCCAACGUCGAAUGGUCUAGGUAUCAUGCUGAUUUCCCCGAAUGCCAGCAAGUUCUCCAAGUGCCAUCUUAUGGGUGGACUCUCAAGGAGUACUGGAUGCAGUAUACCAACGACUGGAGUCUUCGCAAGGGCGAUGCUGCUGCUGCUUUUAUGGGACCCGCCAACUUGGCCUUCUCCUCCAUUUACAAUGUUGUGAAAAACACUCUCCAACCCAGUUCCGAUGGCGAGGUGGUUGUAGAUCUCGACCUCAACGCCGACGAUGUGCACUCGAUGGCACAGGGUCACAAGGUCUACGGCGUGCCUCUAUGCACUCCAUCUGUCUACGCCGACAUCUCUCAGAUGAUCGGAAAGUACGUCAAGCAAAUUACAGCCAUGGACGUCGACACCAUCGCGACCGAAGUGGCAGACAUGCACAUCCAGAGCGCCCUCGUGGCUAACGACGUCGGCCUUAAACAAGUCUUCCGAACCGAGGCCAGGUUUGACGCCGCGACGAAGUCUCUAUUCUGCACUUUCUCUUCCUUUGACGACAACGACAAGGCCUUGGAGCAGCAUGCCAGCUGCUCGAUCCGCUUUGUCCAGAUCGACGUAACAAAAUCUCGGGUUGAGCAGGCUGUAUCACAGGCAAGGAUUCGCAUGGAGGCCAUCCGGGCUCAGGUCGGCAGAGAUGACAGCACGUUCCGAUUCAGCAAGUCCAUGAUCUAUAAAAUGGUCGGCCAGCUGGCCGAUUUCGAGCCUGGGUACCGUGGCCUUUCCGCCGUCACCCUCAGCAACAACACAUACGAAGCUGUCGGCACCGUGUCUUUCAAAGGGAUUCCAGAUUUCGGGAAAUGGUUCUCCAACCCCGCCUUCCUGGACUCCAUCUCUCAACUGGCUGGGUUUGUCAUGAACGCCAACGAAUGUGUCGAUCUUGACAAGGAACUCUUUGUCAACCACGGAUGGGAGUCGAUGAAGCUACUUACUCCCCGGCUCGAUCCAAACACAACAUAUCACUCGUAUGUCAAAAUGACUGAGGGAAAGGACAAGUUAUGGUCCGGAGAUGUGAUCGUCUUUGACCAGGACCAGAACCUGGUUGGAAUCCUGGGCGGCGUUGCUUUGCAGGGCGUUCCGAAGAGACUGAUGAACUACAUUAUCAAUUCGGCCAUGAAAAAGGUCUCGAGAGAUUCUCCAUCAGCGAUCUCUCAGAUCAGGCCACAACCGCAGGCAAUCCCUGCUUCCGAGAUGGAUGCGACUUUCGGAGACAUUUACUCGGCCGAGACUCAAGCUGCUCCAACUUCGCAGCAGGCCACCGAUGACUCUUGGCCCGUGGUCCUCAAGGUCCUGGCUGAGGAAACCCGUCUUGAUCCAAAAGAACUUGCCGAUGAUGUCGUUCUGGCCGACAUUGGAAUUGACUCCCUCCUCUCGCUGGUCAUCUGCUGCAGACUUCGCGAAGAGCUUGAAGUCGAUCUUCCGGAACGUGCACUCUUCGAAGAGUGUCGUACUGUGGGCGACAUAAAAACGCGCGUUUCAAGGCCUGUCUUGUCUUUAUCAGGGUUUUCGAGGCGUGGGAGCGACCUCAUGAGCACGAAGUCUGACACCGAUUCAUCGAUCGGCUCGCCAGAUCUUGACAAUCCGGUAUCGCCUUUCUCGACUGUCAUGACCCCAAUAAACAGUCUUGACACGCCAGGUACUAGCCCCACGCUGGGCUCCUAUUUAAAGGUCAUCGACAAGGGCAUUGGAGAAUUCAAGGGUAACGUCGUGCCGUCGACGCCUUCUGCUACGGCUACUAUUCCACCAGCUUGGUCCAUGUACCUCCAAGGUUCUCGGACGAAAGCGAGGGAGACUCUCUUCCUCUUCCCAGAUGGCUGCGGGGUGGCUACUUCUUACUCGAGCCUUCCCACCAUCUCGCCGACUACUGCUCUUGUCGGCUUCAAUUCACCGUUUGCGAAGACUCCCAGCCGCAUGUACGAUCAUACCCUCCGUGAAGUCUUGCAGUCAUACGUUGCUGGACUACGGCAGAAGCAAGCUCAUGGACCUUAUCGCCUUGGUGGAUGGUCUGCCGGUGGCAUUCUUGCCUACGCAGUCGCCCAAGAGCUCAUCUCCGCCGGCGAGGAGGUGAUCUCUCUCACUUUGAUCGAUUCGCCUUCGCCCAACCACGGCCUUGACCACCUCCCCGAAAGGUUCUACGAUCACUGCAACAAGGUCGGCAUAUUCCGCAAAGUGUUGGAGCGCGGAUCGGACCAGUCCAAGCCUCCCGAAUGGCUGAUGCCGCACUUCCGCGCAACAACCGAGCUUCUGCACGAAUACCACGCCCCGCCGAUGUCUCCGGAAGCCGCGCGGAAGCUGCACGUCAAUAUCAACUGGGCCGGCGAGUGCGCCUUUGACGGCGUGACAUACCCGCACCUGCCCCCGGCGAUGAAGGAGGGCGAAGACUGCGAGGGCAUGAAGUUUCUGACCGAGAAGAGGAAGGACUUUGGCCCUGGAGAGUGGGCUCUGCUGUUCCCUGGUGCAUCUAUCACGACCACGGUAAUCGAGGGCCAGCAUCACUUCAGUAUGAUGCGUGGAAGUGGUGCAACCAGAUUGGUCGAGUCUAUCAGACGAGGAAUUUAG